This is a messenger RNA of Folsomia candida, 1688 nucleotides long. RefSeq lists its product as uncharacterized. The record is from RefSeq and is a predicted model, not a curated record. The transcript has 4 exons. Gene Ontology annotation, cellular component: extracellular region. Gene Ontology annotation, molecular function: Toll binding; growth factor activity. Bases 521 to 1114 code for a protein of 197 amino acids. Gene Ontology annotation, biological process: innate immune response; regulation of Toll signaling pathway; central nervous system formation. Lineage: Eukaryota; Metazoa; Arthropoda; Collembola; Entomobryomorpha; Isotomidae.
AGAUGUAAAAAAAAGUGGUGAAACAAUGCAGGGGAAUGUGGAGUGGGAAGCAGAAAAUCCCAGUCAGUCAGUCAGUCAUUAAGUAAACAAAAUUUUUACGCUCUUUGCAUCACUCACACUACGCGUACGACGACGUAACGAGUGCUGAGAGAGAUUAUGAUGUGCUAAUCGAUCUAAUGUAUUGCAAUAUAUGCAUGAAAUCAUAUCUAUCAUGCUUACUUGUCCAUUGCAUUCGCAAUUCGUACAUAUCAUCCGUGUUGGACUGAAUUUAAUAAAAGCGAAAUCAGAUCCCAGAUCAGAACUCAGUUUGAACAAAGCAGUUAAUUCGGAAAGAUCGCGAGGUGCGAGAGACAAAAUCGGAAGUUCAAAAAAGCGUAUCUGUAAGUGCUUACCUUGGUGAAAAUAAAGGAUAAUUUAUUCAGUGCAAAGUGCAAGUUUGCAAUAAAAGUGAAGCCAAGUAUAAUAAAAUUUUGUACGUCAAUUCCAAAGUUGAAGUGAGACAAUAAAAAAUAUCUGUAAAAUGCAGUACACGGCUUUGUCAGUUAUAGUGGUUCUGAUUUCCAUGCUAAAAGUCUGCACCUCUUUCCCCGCAGACAAGGCGAAACCUUACAAAGUGAUAGAUCCACUUCCACUCUUCGUACUGAGUCUCCCCAUGGAAGUUGAUGAGCCAGGAAACACUGUUGAGAACCUGCCAGGAAAACCGAGCAGUGAAAAUGACCAAAAACCAAAAAGGAACGGAAUCUUUAGCGACAAUUCGGACGCGUGUUGUCCCACCGUCGUUGAAGUGAUUGAACCACUCGGUGGCAAAAACAGAUCAGGAGACCUUGUCGAGCUUUAUCAAGGCGUGGAUGGCGUGCGCCAACGUUUUUACGAAGUUUCCUGCUCUCCCUCCAUAGUGGAUAAGCACUGUCGUUUUCUGGACCGGAAACACCAGCACAAUUCCAGAUGCGUGCAGCAGUACUCGUACACGUACGCGUUGGUUCGAGACUUUGGGGUUGAUUACGACGACUCGGUGAACGGGGGUGGUUGGAGGCUGGACUAUAUUCAGGUCAGGUCGGGCUGCUCGUGCAAAGUGAAUUCCUCCAGGCAUCACAACAACGGAGGGUCAAAUUGAACACUGGAGAGUUAAGUGAGAUUUCAAAGAAAAGAACUGAUGGAGCAAACCGAAAAGUCUUGAUUUACCUCUCAUCUCAUCUUACUCACAUUAUUUAAUUAAAUACCUUUAAAAUAAUAAUGAUGCUAGUGGAUUAACUUGUCAGUUAGGUCGGAAGGUGUCUGUUACCCACGCUUAUGAGACAGAAACUAUUAGUGGUGUACUUUUACGUUAAGAAAUGAAUCUCAAUUUAUGCAGUAUUCCGUUUAUUCUCAGGUGUUAUAUAUACUUUGUGGAUAAAUUAUGCAGUUGGUUUUAGAAUUAGUUUUAGAUUUUUGGUUGGAGAAAGUUUUUUAUUAUUUUUUUCAGUUUGUGAUAAGGAAACUGUGAUUUAUUUUUUGUUACUAAACGUGGUUUUUAAUUUAACGAAGGAGGGCGUGAAUUGCCUCUUUGCGGAUGUAUAAUAAUUGUUAAAAAACAGUAUUUGGCUGGUCCACAUGCCCUUUUACAUUUUAAAUAGAUUGCAAAACAUAACAUAUUUAGAAAAUUAGUUUCAAAUAAAUAAAUAAAUAAUGAAUAAAUAUUAUGUAUCAAU